AUGGACUCGCCUGCGGCCGAGAUUGUCUCCCCCGCUGCGGGAUUUAGACUGUUCGUCGCUGUAAACAAACAGACCCUGCAACACGUCGACCACCCACCUGUUUUUCGACAACCUCACAAUCGUGUCCUCCUCUAUACGCAUCUCGAUACCAAAGGCAUACGCUCCUCCAUAUACACCCCAAUACCCCGACGUCAAGUACGCACCAUGGCAGCCAGCCCUCGCAAUCCAAAAGCCUGCCUUCUCGGCCUCCCAGGGGAACUACGCAAUCGUAUCCUCCUCGACGUCGCAACCAGCGCCGCAUUCAAUCCGGACGGCGAUCGGAACGACGUCAACUUUCCCUACGCAGAAUCCAGCCUCAAAGUACUCUUUCGAAGCUUCUACAUCAACAAGCAACUCUUCCAUGAACUCAGCGCCCUCUUCAAUGGCAACAAUCGCUUCGGCCUUUGUGCCAAGCCCACUUCCGUAGCCAGACAGAUCAUGCUCCUUUGCGACAAGAGGCCAUCAGAUGCCGAGAUCUUCACCGAUCGGCUGCUGGCCCGCCGCACCCUGACCGAGAUCCGCUCCUACUUCACCAAAGAUACCUACAUCGCAUACGACAUGAACGAGUUCGGCAAGUUCAAAGGGUUACACCUUCCCCAUACCGCCACCAGGUCCUCCAUCCGCCAUGUCCGCAUGUUCGUUCCCCUACCCAUCAGCCUGCUCGUGAGCGACGUUUUCUACGAAGAUAUCUUCGGAGGCGGUUAG
This is a messenger RNA of Zasmidium cellare ATCC 36951, 744 nucleotides long. RefSeq lists its product as uncharacterized. Lineage: Eukaryota; Fungi; Ascomycota; Dothideomycetes; Mycosphaerellales; Mycosphaerellaceae. The record is from RefSeq and is a predicted model, not a curated record. The coding region runs from base 1 to 744 and encodes 247 amino acids. The transcript has a single exon.